AUGCAGUCAGAAUCUGGGAUCGUGGCGGAUUUCGAAGUCGGGGAGGAGUUUCACGAAGAACCCAAAACCUAUUACGAACUCAAAAGUCAACCUCUGAAGAGCAGCAGUUCGGCAGAGCAUCCUGGGGCCUCCAAGCCUCCUUUAAGCUCCUCCAGUAUGACAUCACGCAUCUUGCUACGCCAGCAACUCAUGCGUGAGCAGAUGCAGGAGCAGGAGCGCAGGGAACAGCAGCAGAAGCUGCAAGCAGCCCAGUUCAUGCAACAGCGAGUACCCGUGAGCCAGACACCAGCCAUCAACGUCAGCGUGCCCACCACCCUUCCCUCUGCCACCCAGGUGCCGAUGGAAGUCCUCAAGGUGCAGACCCACCUGGAAAACCCCACCAAGUACCACAUACAGCAAGCCCAGAGGCACCAGGUAAAGCAGUACCUUUCUACCACGUUAGCAAAUAAACAUGCCAGCCAAGUCCUGAGCUCACCAUGUCCAAACCAGCCUGGCGACCACGCCAUGCCACCAGUGCCGGGGAGCAGCGCACCCAACAGCCCCAUGGCUAUGCUCACUCUUAACUCCAACUGUGAAAAAGAGGCGUUUUAUAAGUUUGAAGAGCAGAGCAGGGCAGAGAGUGAGUGCCCAGGUAUGAACACGCACUCUCGAGCGUCGUGCAUGCAGAUGGAUGAUGUAAUCGAUGAUAUCAUCAGCCUGGAAUCAAGUUAUAAUGAAGAAAUCUUGGGCUUGAUGGAUCCAGCCUUGCAAAUGGCAAAUACGUUACCUGUUUCCGGAAAUUUGAUCGACCUAUACAGCAACCAGGGCCUGCCACCCCCGGGCCUCACCAUCAGCAACUCUUGCCCAGCCAACCUUCCUAACAUAAAAAGGGAGCUCACAGAGUCUGAAGCAAGAGCAUUGGCCAAAGAGAGGCAAAAAAAGGACAAUCACAACUUGAUUGAACGAAGAAGAAGAUUUAACAUAAAUGACCGCAUUAAAGAACUAGGUACUUUGAUUCCCAAGUCAAAUGAUCCGGACAUGCGGUGGAACAAGGGAACCAUUCUAAAGGCCUCCGUGGACUACAUCCGAAAGUUGCAGCGAGAGCAGCAACGUGCCAAGGACCUUGAGAACCGGCAGAAGAAGCUGGAACACGCUAACCGGCAUCUGCUGCUCCGAGUCCAGGAGCUUGAGAUGCAGGCUAGAGCGCACGGACUUUCCCUUAUCCCAUCUACCGGUCUCUGCUCACCUGAUCUGGUGAACCGGAUCAUCAAGCAAGAACCGGUUCUUGAGAACUGCAGCCAGGAACUUGUGCAGCACCAGACAGACCUGACAUGUACAAUGACCCUGGAUCUCACGGACGGUACCAUCACGUUCACCAAUAACCUCGGCACCGUGCCUGAGAGCAGCCCGGCCUAUAGCAUCCCCAGGAAGAUGGGCUCCAACUUGGAAGACAUCCUGAUGGACGAUGCCCUCUCGCCUGUUGGUGUCACUGACCCGCUGCUGUCAUCAGUGUCCCCAGGAGCUUCUAAAACAAGUAGCCGGAGGAGCAGUAUGAGCGCAGAAGAAACAGAGCAUGCGUGUUAGCGAGCCCUCCUUGCUCUGCCCCUGCACAAACUGCUUCCUCUUUUCUUCAGUAGACUUCAUAAUUUACCUGAAGACGUUUUCUUGAUAAUUUUCCUUUAAUAUGAAUUUUUCGUGCUUUAUCAGUAGCCCAGGAUAUAUUUUAUUUUUAGAAUUUUGUGAGCCAGACUUGUAUAUUCUAUUUUACAACUACAAAGGCCUCCAAAGUAUUGUACCAUCAGCGUGCAGUAUCUGUGAACUGAUUUCUCGAAGUGUGAGCUUUCUGAGCAAGGGGACAUUUGCUUCAGAGAAGUGUCUGUCCAUUUUCAUUCAGGGGAAAACUAAGCUUGCUGUGAGCUUUGUCUGUCUGUGACCUCCUUGGAAAUUAACAUACAAAGUGUAAUUACACGAAUGUAAAGCAACCAAAAGAAGAGAACGAAGAUGAUGGAUGACGAAGAGAAGAGAAGAGUGGAAAAGACAUCCAAGCCUUUCCCACGUUUAUGAAUACAUUGAUUCCCUGGUCCCGCCUUAAAGACACAGGGCCCUCCCAGCAUCAGUUAGUCUUUGUACUGAAAACUACUUAAAAGAAGAAUACAUCACAUAAAGACAAAUAUAUCAGUAAAUUUUCAUGAGGAUUGUCUGGUUAGAAAAUGUGACUUAUGCUAAACCAAAACUGAAGGGAGUUAUUAGACCGAGGCAUGAAACAUAGGAUCUGACCUUUCUGGCUUUUAUUGGGCACAGUUACAGUUUUCCUCAUAAUAAGUAUGAUUCAAUUUUUCAUAAGAUGUGUUUUAUUUUGAAGCAGAAAUGAAUGUCUUCUCUGGGUAAAAUAUUGAGGAGCAUGGGAAGUUUGCUUCCUUUUUUUGGUUUUUUUUGUUUUUUGUUUUUUGUUUUUUUUACAUUUUUGCUUUUGAUAAAGACAACCGAACUGGGCGCAUUUCUA
Arvicola amphibius (Eurasian water vole) is the source of this 2482-nucleotide messenger RNA. RefSeq names its product microphthalmia-associated transcription factor-like. Gene Ontology annotation, biological process: melanocyte differentiation; regulation of transcription by RNA polymerase II. Gene Ontology annotation, molecular function: RNA polymerase II cis-regulatory region sequence-specific DNA binding; DNA-binding transcription factor activity, RNA polymerase II-specific; protein dimerization activity. Gene Ontology annotation, cellular component: nucleus. Lineage: Eukaryota; Metazoa; Chordata; Mammalia; Rodentia; Cricetidae. The transcript has a single exon. The record is from RefSeq and is a predicted model, not a curated record. Bases 1 to 1563 code for a protein of 520 amino acids.